AUGGAAAAUUCUGCCAAUCCGAAGAAAGUAUUCUUCUGACAAAAUUUCAAAAUAAAGUACUAACCGUUUGCCGUGGAUUCAUAAGCGUGGUGUGAAAAAAAGAUGCACGGUAAUGUUUGAUUUAUUUAUGUUUUGUAAGUAGCUAUCAUAGAUCUACAGUAAAAGGUGCGUAUUUAAGAUAUUUAACAGGUUGUCAGUUUAUUUAAAAAUAAAAUUUAUAUCGAGUAAUACGUGGUGGUAGAAGGUUUAAUUUUUCUUGUAAUUUGCAAACAUUUAAAUAAGAUUUAUGUAAAGAUAUGCAAAAAUAUUUUAUCUUCAGUGUGAUAUAAUUAAUCGAAAAUGUAAUCAUGAAUAAAAUUUUCAUUUUCAACGUUAUAAAGAUUAAUAUAAAAAAAUGACGUAUAUUUUAAACGUUCAUAGAUGGAGAAUACAUUAGAUUCCGCUAGACAGUCUUAUGCUAAUACUCAGGAUGACAUGUCGUACUUAUUUGGAAGAGAUCCUAGUAUAUUAGCUUAUGGACGGAGAAUCUGUGUUUCAAAAGAAACCAAAAAAAAUUUACUUUCUGUCUACGAAACUGAAGCAGAGACUGAGAGUGAAGAAUGCAAUUACGCUGCACAAAGUGGUUCUUUGAAUUCAGAAUCAGAAAUUUUACAAACGGUUAAAGUAUACCUACGAAUGAAACCAUUUCCUAAAAAGUUAAAAUUGUCUGAAGAGCAACAAAAUGCAUAUAAAAUUAUCAAUUCAACUACUUUAUUUACAAGAUUGCCUACAUUAGAUAAUAAUACCAGUUGUCUCAAGAGAUCCAAUAGUACGGAUAUUGUGUGUAGAAAAUUUACAUUUACCAAAACCUUUGGACCAGAAACUACUCAGUUACAGUUAUUUGAACAAGCUGUGAAGCAACAAAUGAUAGAGUUUUUAGAUGGACAAAAUUCUACUAUUAUGACUUAUGGUACUACAAAUUCUGGAAAAUCUUAUACAUUACAAGGAACUACUACAUCUCCUGGCAUAAUACCAAGAUGUUUAGAAUUUGUGUUUUCAAAUAUUACACCAAAGUCUAUGCCUUCUUAUAAACCUAUAAAUCACUGUGAUGUUGUUGUUUUGGAUCCUCUUGAGCGUGCUCAAGAAUUAGAAAUAAAAACCAAGUUAUUAACACUUUUGUCUAUAGACAAAUAUCAAUACAUUAAUGCUUAUGUAGAAAUGCAAAAAUUGUUGCAAGAAGAAUCAUCUAUUAGACCUAGUCAGUGCAUUGACGCGCACUAUUCUGUCUGGGUUUCUUUUGCUGAAAUUUAUAAUGAAAUUGUGUAUGAUCUUUUGUCAAACGAGACUCAGAAAAAGAGAACACCUCUUAAAUUAGCUACAGACAGUCAAGGGAGGGCAUUUAUCAAAGGCUUAAAGACUGUUUGUGUGAAUUCUGGUUCUGAAGCUUAUCAAGUUUUAAUGGCAGGACAAUAUAAUUUGAAAGUAGCUGCAACUGCUUUAAAUGCAAGAAGUUCAAGAUCACACUGUAUAUUUACUAUCAAAUUAUUGAAAUAUUAUGUUGAGAAUGAUCCCAGUUCUGUUGAAGUUAGCACAUUUGCGUUUUGUGAUUUGGCUGGAUCAGAACGAUUGAAGAAAACAUUAAACAUUGGAGAUAGAUUAAAGGAAGCACAAAAUAUUAAUACAAGUCUUUUAGUAUUAGGAAGAUGUUUAAAAACCAUCCAUGAGGGACAGUUAUCAAAACAGAAAAUAGAACAUGUUGGACCAUUCAGAGAAUCAAAAUUAACAAGAUUGUUUCAGAAAGCAUUAUCUGGAAAAGAGCAUAUAGCUUUAAUAGUAAAUAUUAAUCCAAUACCAAAUUUGUACAUAGAAACGCAAAAUGUGCUUAGUUUUUCUGCAAUUGCAAAGAAGAUAGUUAUAGAAAAAGAGAAAAUACAGAAAAAAACUAAAUCUAGAUUUUCACAAAUAGUUACACAGAGUAUAAAAACAAUAACUGACUGGGACGCUACAGAAUUAGAGAGUGAUGAUUGGCAAGUUGAUAAUAACUUGGAUUACAUUCAACUAGAGGAUUAUAAUGAGUUAAUAAGUGAAAAUGAAAGAUUAAAAAAAGAAAUCGUUUCUUUGAAAAGUUCUGCAUUAAGUCGUGAUCUUCAGAUACGUCAAGAAAUGGCUGAUACGUAUACAUCUAUGAUGAAAGCUCUUGAAACGGAGUGGAGGAGUAGAAUUAAAAAUGUGGAAGAACAACAAGAAGAUGUACUUCACUACUCUGUAAAACAAGUUGAAGAUUUUUAUAAACAGAAAUUGGAACAACUUAGUAGUCGGAAAAGAAGACGUUCUUUUAAUAAUUCAGAUGAUAAAAAUAUUGAUGAUUUAGAAAUUGAAAAUUCACAUUUAACGUCGAAAAUUAUGUUCUUAAAAAAUAGCAUAAAAGAAUUUAAGGAGACAAAUCAAAACUUAAUGGUCGAAAAAAAUAAACUAACUUUUGAACUUGGUUUAACAAAAGAAGAUCUGAAAAAUAUAAAUAAUUUAUUAAAUGCGGCUCAAAAAGACAUCUGUUCUGAUGAAGAUACAAAACAUUAUAUAGAACAAUUAAAAUCUCAAUUGUCUAUUAAGGAGGAACAGAUUAAGAAACUUAAAAUAUUUUUGAAUGAGGCAAAACAAGAGUACAUUGAUAUUACAACUCACGGGAGAGAAAAAGAACGUAUAAUUAAUGAGCAGACAGAAGAGUUAUUAGACAAACAAGAAACAAUAGAUGAAUUAGAAGCAGAACUUGCACAUAUUAACAUAUGUUUAACAGAAGAAACUAAAGCAGCCGAUAUUUUAGAAGAAAAAUUAGAGAAUCAGAAUAAAAAGAUGCUAGAUUAUGAAAACAAAGUGCAAGAUAUGCAAGAGCAAAUUAAUAAGUUGGAAAAUGAAAAAUUAUUGUCAUUAGAUGAAUUUGAAUUAUUUAAAAAGACAGUUGUUGAUAUUGCAGAAAGUACAAAACAAGACUUAGAAUAUAAAGACAAUGAAUAUAAAGACGUUAAAGAUGAAGAUCAAAAUAUUUUCAUUGAAGCAGAUUCAUCUUCUGAACUUAAAGUAGAAGUAGUAAUAGUGAAUUCAAAUAAUAAGGAUACACAAACAGAACAUGCAUUUGAUAUUCAAAUGGAAGAAAAACUAAUUGCCAUAGACAAAGAAAAUUCUGCUUUGAAAGAAAAAUUAGUUCGAAGUACAACUGAAAUACAAAGCUUGAAGCAAGAAUUAGAAUUUGCUAAAGUCAAAUUGAAAGAUAUAUCUGAACAGAUAAGUAAUUUAAAAAUAAAUAACAUGCAAUCUAAAGAUAAUAUUAACGAUAAUGUAAAGCAGGAAAUAGUUGUAGAAACAAUAGAGAUAGGUUGCCAAGCAUAUACAGAAUUUAAUGAUAAUUGUGUACAAACAUCUAAGAACGAUGUAUUCAAUAAAAGUAGUCAGACCAUUGAAAAAGUGCAAAAAGAAGAAAUUAAUCAAACAAGUUUUAUUGAAGAAACUGAUUACGAUGUGGUAUUAGAUAAAUUAGCAAAAUUGACGGUAAAAUACGAUGACAUUAAGGCACAUUACGAAGAAAAAUGUCUGUUGUUGGAAGAAAAGAAUCAAGAAGUACUAACUUUAAAAGAAAAACUUAUUGAAGUAAAUACUGCCAAUAAGACUAAUGCAGUAGAAUAUAAACGAUCGAUUGAUUUGCUUGAGAAAGAACUUUCUUUAAUAAAGGAAGAUAAAAUGCAGAUUGAAGAGACGUUAAAAAAUACUGAUGAUAUUAAGUUUUCUUUAGAAAUAAAAAUUAGCGAUUACGAACGACGACUUAAUGAAAAUGAACAACAACUGUCUCUCGCUAAAAGUGAUUAUAAUCAGUGUACGGAAUGUUUGGAUGUUCAGGUUGCCAAAUUACAGCAGAUAGAACAUAAUCUGGAAAAUAUAACUGAGCUUCAGGAGAAGAUUCAUGAAUUAAAUAAGAGUUUAGAAAUGUGUCAAAGCGAGAAAGAUCAACUACAAAAAUUAUUGGAUGAAAAUAAUGACAGGCUUCUAGAUUUAGAAGAUCGUUUGGAACAAGCGGAGGAAAAAGAGCAAGAAAAAGAUUCUGAAAUAAUUUCUCUUCAAAAAGAAAUGAAAUGUAUGAUACAAAAAAACGAAGAAAGCGACGACAGAAGUGAUAAAUUAAUGGAACUAGAAAUGAAGAAUACAAUUAAGAAUUUAACUGAGACAAAAGAAAUGCUUUCACGAAAAGAAGAGUAUAUUGAACAAUUAGAAAUGCGCAUUAAACACAACGAACAAAAUGCCAAAAUAUUGGAUCUUUGUGCUCAAGAAAAAAAGACAGAGAACGAAAGGUUAAAAAAUAUGAAUGAAGAAUUGAAGAAUAGUCUAAUUGAGAAAGAGCGUGAAAUGGAAGCAUUUAUGAAGAACAGAGACGAGAUGGUGGCAAAAUAUGAAAGCUUAGUAAAAAGUCAACAAGAAGAGUUGGAAAAGCAAAAGCAAAAGUUAACAAAGAAUUGUUCGAAAGAAAAAGACUAUUGUGGAAAUACGUCUGAAGACGAAGUCAUUAAGGAACGCCGAUUGAGACGUCCGCCAAAGAAGUUUGCAUCGUCUCCAAAACAGGAUGAAGUUUCAGUGAUUGAUCUUUCUGGUUCUGAUUCGAAAAGUACAAAACGAAGUGCAAAACGUAAUAACUUACCAUUACCAUCUCGGGAACUUUCGGAGAAGAAAAAAAAUACCCGUAGAAAAAAAUUGUACAUUACAGAAGAUGAGUCUUUCCAAGAUAUCGAACCACUUGAGAGUACAAUAGCGAUCACGCCAUCAUUACAGACUCGCAAUUUAAGAAGUAGACGAAAAUGAUAUAUUGUAAAUAGUUUGCAAUAAUUAAGAACAAAUUAUGUAUGAACAGUAUUGUAUUUUUUAAUUGUAC
Heterotrigona itama is the source of this 4891-nucleotide messenger RNA. Lineage: Eukaryota; Metazoa; Arthropoda; Insecta; Hymenoptera; Apidae. The record is from the annotation of a GenBank genome assembly.